This is a messenger RNA of Oncorhynchus keta (chum salmon), 930 nucleotides long. Its product is annotated as enamelin-like. Bases 1 to 930 code for a protein of 309 amino acids. The transcript is spliced from 3 exons. Lineage: Eukaryota; Metazoa; Chordata; Actinopteri; Salmoniformes; Salmonidae. The record is from RefSeq and is a predicted model, not a curated record.
AUGACCUAUCAUCAUCAUCAACUCAACGGCCUAUCAUCAUCAUCAACUCAACGGCCUAUCAUCAUCAUCAACUCAACGGCCUAUCAUCAUCAACUCAACGGCCUAUCAUCACCAACUCAACGGCCUAUCAUCACCAACUCAACGGCCUAUCAUCAUCAUCCACUCAACGGCCUAUCAUCAUCAUCCACUCAACGGCCUAUCAUCAUCAUCAACUCAACGGCCUAUCAUCAUCAUCCACUCAACGGCCUAUCAUCCACUCAACGGCCUAUCAUCAUCAUCAUCAACUCAACGGCCUAUCAUCAUCAUCAUCAACUCAACGGCCUAUCAUCAUCCACUCAACGGCCUAUCACCAUCCACUCAACGGCCUAUCACCAUCAACUCAACGGCCUAUCACCAUCAACUCAACGGCCUAUCACCAUCCACUCAACGGCCUAUCACCAUCCACUCAACGGCCUAUCACCAUCAACUCAACGGCCUAUCACCAUCAACUCAACGGCCUAUCACCAUCCACUCAACGGCCUAUCACCAUCCACUCAACGGCCUAUCACCAUCCACUCAACGGCCUAUCACCAUCCACUCAACGGCCUAUCACCAUCCACUCAACGGCCUAUCACCAUCAACUCAACGGCCUAUCAUCAUCAUCCACUCAACGGCCUAUCAUCCACUCAACGGCCUAUCAUCAUCAUCCACUCAACGGCCUAUCAUCCACUCAACGGCCUAUCAUCAUCAUCAACUCAACGGCCUAUCACCAUCCACUCAACGGCCUAUCACCAUCCACUCAACGGCCUAUCACCAUCCACUCAACGGCCUAUCACCAUCCACUCAACGGCCUAUCACCAUCCACUCAACGGCCUAUCACCAUCCACUCAACGGCCUAUCACCAUCAACUCAACGGCCUAUCACCAUCAACUCAACGGGGUCCUGGGGUAG